AUGGCGCUCCUUCUGGAAGGCGAGGCGGAUGAGACGCUGGCCGCGGCGCUGGCCUUCCUGGACGACCAGCAAAAGGUCGGCGGUCCAACCGAUGAGACUACAAACCCAGACGAUGUUGAAGUCAGCGACGACGCCGUGCUCCCGUUGCUGGACGACCCCGAGGCUGCCGAAGUGCUGGAUGCGCUGAGUGUGGAGCUGCCUGCAGUGGCCGACAAGGCCAUCAAGAACAUCAGCUGGACGGCCGCCGUCCCCACCCCGAAGCUCAUCUCGCAGCGCUUCAAGCGUCACCAGGUGGUCCCCUGCCCGCCUCAGCCUGCAGCCCCCAAAGCGUCCAGCGCCAAGCCUGCCAGCGCGAGCAAGAAGAAGCCCUACGUGCGCAAGAAACCGCUCAGCUACAACCCUAACAAGGCGCGCGAUGAACGCAAGCUGGAGCUGCUCUACCUGCGCCAGAAAGUGGCCGACAUGGAGCUGGAGCUGCAGAAGCUGCAGGAGAUCAAGGGCAGCAAAGUCGGCGCCUCCCCUUCAGUGGGCGAGAAGGCGGCAGCCCCGUCACCGAGCUCCGCCACUGCCUUAGCUCCAAGCCACUGCACCACCGACGGAGUGCCCCGCGUCUGGGAGAAGAUGUGCGCUCGCCAGCUCGAGCGCCGAGUGAAGGCUGAGCGAGAGAACGCUCGACUCAAGAUGGUGCUCGAAGGCCAGAUCAAGAUCGCCAAGAGUAUGGAGCAGAUCCUUAGGAAGCGCACGGUGCUGCGUGCCAUGGAGUCCUGCGGUAGCAACAAGCGCACCAAGCACACGAACCGCGUGCCUCGGGCAACUGAUCCUCGUGCCGACGCGAAGAUCUUCGAGGCACUGCUAGCCGGUGUCGAGGCGUCGUACCGUGAAGUUGACGCCGUGUUUGAGGCCAAUGGUCUCGGCCGCACUGAGGCUCCCGAGAGCGACGCCCAGAUGCGGGACGGUGUCAACGGCAUGUACCUCGAGAUCUUCGCCAACAAGAUGCUGCCAUUCGGCAUGCAUGCAACGGGUGAAGCUGUGUGGCAGCACUUCAAGGGGACGGAUAUCCCGUAUCGCUGGUAUCACUCCAAGUCCGCCGGAUCGAUCGAGUCGACAGAGGAUACGAUGGUGGAGUGCUUCGGCAUGGAGAUGUUCGAUGCCAAGAGCAACACUACCGCCGAGUUCAACGUCAAGCAGAUUCUGCGUCGCUACAUCGAGGAAGAUCGCGUCGUGGUGGUGUGGCGCUCGCACAUUGAGCCCCUCGAGUUCUCCAAUAAGCGCUUCGCCGGUAUUCAUUUCCAGGAGAAAGGCUACGUGGUCAUCAAGCCUCGCGCGCACGACGACGACAGUGCUGACGACGACGACUUCACCCUACUCCAAACGUGCUACAUCAUUACUCCGGAUCUGUCCGACCAAACGCUGAAUGAAGACGCCAAGACGGGUGCGCUGACUGAGUUUGUGCUGAGCUCGACUGCUGCAAACAUUUCUGCCAGUCACGACAUGAUUGAAAACGUGCUGCUGGACCAAGCACUGCAGCAGCGGAAGCAUUGA
Phytophthora sojae is the source of this 1542-nucleotide messenger RNA. RefSeq lists its product as hypothetical. The record is from RefSeq and is a predicted model, not a curated record. The transcript has a single exon. NCBI's taxonomy places the organism in Eukaryota, Oomycota, Peronosporomycetes, Peronosporales, Peronosporaceae. The coding region runs from base 1 to 1542 and encodes 513 amino acids.